AUGCCACGAAGUGAUCCGUUUACGUUCGAUGAUUCAAAAUUACUGUCGAUGUACCAGUUGAGGACUUUGAAUCCUGAGAAUGACUGGGAGACUGAUACAUUAAAUCCUGAACUCGAUAAUGCAAAAACUAACAACAUCCAAAGAACCCUUGGCGAUGUUCCAGAUCCUUUAAAUCCAUCAAUGUCCAUGACCCAAGUCUUAAAUCGAUUACAGAUACCAGCUAAUGAGAGAUAUAAGUACUAUAUCCAUGGAAAUGGCUUUAACACGAAAUUAUUCUUAAGGGACAUCCAUAAGGAUGAUACUUUUAAGGAUUUGACGGAAGCAUUAAACACCUUAGAUUUUUCUUUACAGGAACAGAGUAAUCAUUUAAAGGAAUUGGUUCAAAAGAAUUUCGUUCGUUACGUUAGGUGUAAGUCAAAUUUGGAUCAGAUAUAUGACCAAUUCAAUAAGCGGAUGAAUGGUAGCGAUAAUUUCUUGGGAAUAUACCAUUUAGAUGAAUCGCUGAAUAACAUGGUUAGAGCAACUACUAUGAAACUUCUUCCGUUAGUGGAUCAAUCGACUAAAUUGAAGAGUUAUAGGGCUACAAUUCGUUACGUUGAAGAAAAUAGGGAAUUGUUCAAUCUACCUAAAACUUUAUUGGAAAAUCUAAACAAAAAAGAUUAUACAAAUCUCAUGGUUGAAUAUAAGAAGGGCGUAAAGCUCUACACGCAGGUAAAAAAAAAUAUUGUGGUUGAUAGAAUAUGGAACGACGUUGAAUCUAUCAUAGAACAGUAUAGAAAACAUAUUUGGGAUUUGCUUAUGGCACCGUUUGAAAAUGAGGAUCAGGAGUACUUUUUGCCUCUAAUUUCCAAAUUAAUGGACUUAAAGGUGGAGGAGAAUCCAAUUAAUAUAUGGAUAGAGACACGGAUAAAACACUUCAAUGCACAAUUAACUUCCUUGGCUCAAGCAAUUAUGGGUAAACUAGUCAUGGCGCAGCAAUGUAUCUUGAAGAAUAAUUCAUCAGAUGAUAUUGAUUUGUCAUUUUACUUGAACUUGGAAACUUAUUCUGAGGGCACACUUAGUUUCACGAGCAGAAACUAUAGUUUGACAGAUUCUCCAGUUAUUGUGGAAAUGUGGUUGCAGAUUUUAACAUAUAUUGAAUCGAUUUCUAAGUUGUGUUCUAAUUUUGUUGAAUUCUGGGAACACGUUGAAAGGUUUAUGAAUAAUAUUUAUCAAACUUCUUUGCUAAAUGAAAAGAGGAAAGAUAAUAUUAUUGGACUCAGUGACCAGACUCAAGAUGAAGCUGCUAUAUUACAGCUAUCUGCUGCUGAAGUUGCAAUAACGAAAGAACGAGGUGAAAAUUUCAUUAGACUUGUUAACAAAACUUUAUGCGAUUUAUUUUUAGCUUCACAAGAGAGCUUAGGUAAUGGGCCUACUGUUUCGAAGGAGAAAGGAAUUCCUUCGGACUAUGGUUUUAUCCCUCCUAGAUGUAAUAGUUUGAGUUGUCUGAGGUAUUUGCCCAAAAUUGUUGAUCCAAUUUUAAAAUUUACAACUGAAUUAGCACAGCUAACAAUUAAUGAAAACUCUAUUAAUAUUUUAAGAAACCUUGAUUCUAAAAUAUUAGAUCGUUGUGUUGGCGCUAUAUCUUCCACGAAACUAAGGGAUAUGUCCAAUUCUUACGUUUUGGAAGAUUGGGAGGUCUACCAAACAACAAGUCCACAAGAAUAUUGUAUUACCCAGUAUCCAGAGAUAGUUUUAUCCUUCAAUCAAUAUAGCAUUCGAACAAUGCGUGAUAUAUUGUUUUCCUAUGAAAAACUACCAGUAUUAAACGGUGUCUCUAUUGUCAAUUACCCUUCUAAGCAACUAAUCACUGGUAUUGAAGUUCAGCAAAUUGUGUCUUUAGAAUCAGUACUAGAAUCAAUCCUCAAAAAUGCAGCCAAAGAUAAAGAGAAUCCAAGAAACUCACAUACUAUUUUAACAUUAACUAACUUACAACACAUCAAAGAACACACAUUUCCAGAAAUCUUGCAGUAUUUCGAUGAAGCCUUUGAAUCAAAUUUAAGUACCAAAAAGCUUGAAAUAUUCACACUCUUGAAUAAAAUGGAGUCAUCUAUUUUUGGUAAUUACUUAUCUGGCUUGAAGUUAACUUUAAGGGAUAUAUUAGAAGAAAAGUUCCAUGAAAUUAACUGGGCAAUCCACAGUUCAAACUCAUUCCGUGCUGGCGAUUACAUUAUUGAAACAUUAAUGGUCCUAGUAACUGUUCACAGUGAGUGUUUUCAGCUUGGUCCCCAAUUAAUCCAUCAAAUUCUAAAGGAGACACAAAUAUUCAUAUCCAAAUAUCUCUUUGAAGCGUUUAAACCCUACAUUGGCAAUGUCUCUCCUGAUGGCUUAUUACAAAUAACGGUUGACUUGCAGUUUUUCCAGAGGGUGUUAAGAAGUUACCUAGAACAAGAAACUGAAGUUAUAUUAACUGCAUGUCUGCAGAAUUGCAUGAAUAAUGACAUAAGCAAAAUGCAGAGGUGCAUGAGCGAAACUGAACCCAUUGUGGCCUCUAACUUGAACAGGACUAGUGUUCAAUUUGCUUCGUUCGAAUCAUAG
Eremothecium cymbalariae DBVPG#7215 is the source of this 2577-nucleotide messenger RNA. RefSeq names its product exocyst subunit SEC5 (gene SEC5). The coding region runs from base 1 to 2577 and encodes 858 amino acids. The record is from RefSeq and is a predicted model, not a curated record. NCBI's taxonomy places the organism in Eukaryota, Fungi, Ascomycota, Saccharomycetes, Saccharomycetales, Saccharomycetaceae. Gene Ontology annotation, cellular component: exocyst. The transcript has a single exon. Gene Ontology annotation, biological process: Golgi to plasma membrane transport; exocytosis.